This is a messenger RNA of Phaeoacremonium minimum UCRPA7, 810 nucleotides long. Its product is annotated as putative aldo-keto reductase protein. The transcript is spliced from 4 exons. The record is from RefSeq and is a predicted model, not a curated record. Gene Ontology annotation, molecular function: oxidoreductase activity. The coding region runs from base 1 to 810 and encodes 269 amino acids. Lineage: Eukaryota; Fungi; Ascomycota; Sordariomycetes; Togniniales; Togniniaceae.
AUGCCGCAAAUACAGCUGGGUCUCUACAUGAUGUCAGGAAAGGAAGCUACUCACGCAGUCCGGUGGGCCCUGGCUGCGGGAUAUCGCGGCUUUGAUUGUGCGCAGAUGUACCAUAAUGAGCGCGAGGCUGGCAAAGCCAUUCGAGAUUUUCUGGCCAGUGACGAAAAUACCGAGGGCUUAACGCGCGAGGAUAUUCAUUACACCACGAAGCUGGCCUCCAGCAGCACCAACUAUCAGGCAGUUCGCAAUUCUAUCAAAAGGUCCGUCGAUGAGUGCGGCCUGGGCUAUGUAGACCUCUUCCUCCUACAUAGUCCGUACGGGGGCAAGCAAGCAAGGUUGGCUAGCUGGAAGGCUUUGGAAGAUGCUGUGGAAGCAGGUGAAGUAAAAAUGGCUGGUGUUAGUAAUUAUGGUGUCAAACAUAUCAAAGAACUCAUGGCAUCGAACCCUAAGGUCCAUCCUGUCGUCAACCAAAUUGAAGUGCAUCCAUUCAACACUCAGACAGAAAUCAGGAAGAUCUGCGCAAAACACAACAUCGUGAUUGAAGCAUAUGCACCGCUAGCCCGAGCUAUGCGCAUGAACCAUCCGAAGAUUGUUGAACUUUCCAGGGCGUAUGACUGUACACCAGCACAACUCUUAGUUAGAUGGUCUCUGCAACACAACUUCAUUACCUUGCCCAAGAGUGCAAAGAAGGCACGGCUGAUUGAGAACGUGGAUGUCAAUAACUUUGAGAUUUCAAAAGAAGAUAUGGAAUCCAUGAACGAGCUUGAUGAAGGGCUGGUGACAGAUUGGGAUCCCACAGAUGCUCCGUAG